Molecule: messenger RNA, 4966 nt
Organism: Amoebophrya sp. A120
Lineage: Eukaryota; Dinophyceae; Syndiniales; Amoebophryaceae
Source: the annotation of a GenBank genome assembly
AUGAUUGUGAUCCAAAACCUCGAGCAUGGGACCCGCCCAAGUGACAAGUGGCACGCGGGCAUCGCAAGCCCAGCGGAUGCCAUCGGGUACUUGACGCGGAACCCCUACCGCUACACCAUUGCGCAGUCCCAGGACGCGGAGGUGUUCGUGCACGAACUUGCGCACGUGUGGUUUGCGCUGGGCGACGAAUACAACUACGCGGUUUCUGCGUCGCACGCGGGGACGUAUGACAAUUGCGACUACGUUGAUUGCCCGAAGUGGCAAGACUUGGUGGCCGCGAACCUGGCUGACUGCCUCGCAGACAGCUGCUACGACGGCAGGAAUUUCCGGUCCACGGAAUUUACCGUGAUGCGCCAGCACGGAAGCACGACCGAUUUCGGGAAGCAGUCCGAGCGGAUCAUUUGCUGCAAGUGCGCACUGGUGUUUGGCGGCGCGGCCCCGACCUUUUGCAACGUGUUCACGAAUCCGGCGCUGGGGUUGGAUCUGAUGAAGUAUUGCGAGGAAAACCUGAGUAUCGCGAGCUUGUUCAAAAUCCCUGAUUACCAACUGGAUGAGCAGUACUACGAUACUAGCAGUAGUUCCUCGUCUUCCUCUAUCCCACGAAAAAAGUGUUUACAUACAGUUACAGAUUUGUAAGAGCCUGUACGAUUAAUCGACCCCCUUCUCGAUACCGAGAAGCCCCCCCAAAUCCGGAUCCUGACCGACCUUACCCCCCUACGCCCCCCUUCUCGAAAUCGAGGGGCUUUUUAUCGCGAAUCCUGUUUCCGAAAUUGAACGCCGAUGCUACGGCGCAUUUUGCGCCAUUAUUUUCUUUCUGUGAGAUUACAGCGCCUGGCGCGGUUUCGCUUCGAGUAGAUGCUAUUUAAUACCAAGCGAAACACAUAUCGCCCGCGCUGUGGCGCUUUUUCUACUUCGUGCAGUUUUUCCCAAAAGAGCGCAGUCAGGUGGUCUCUGGCUCGUUUUGCAGUGCUUGCCACAAAGCAAAAUAGCCCUCUGCUUCUGCUGAUGUCUGCCACUAUUCUCGCUAAAACGACCAGAAAGUCUCUUUUCGGAGAGCAGUCGUAGCGCAACUACUUCGCAACAGAAACACGCUGCGCGCACGCAGUAAAGCAACAGACUCGCUCCCAAGUAGAUCCCAGACACCCUUACUUUUUCGCAGCCCGCGGCCCCUUUUUCAAUCGGGCCGCUUUUUGUAAGCUUCUCUAGAAACUUGUCCUCUCUAUGGAGGCGGGUCGUUCUCUACGACAGAAAAAACAAUAGAGCGCAGCAGCAGCUUGCUUGCGCCCCUGGCCAAUUGCUGUUGGCUUCUUUGACAUUGCGUGGCGGGGCUUUAGUAUUGAGAUUUUUUUGCGCCCAUUCCUUUUGUGGCGCGCUUGCGGAUCGCAGUUUUUCACUUAUGACUCCGCUCUCUUUCGGUGGUGCUUGAUGUAUUUCCUCCUGAUGUGGUUUCUAAAAAGUCAUCUUGGUGCUAACCACACCAAGAAAAGCUUCUGCUCCACUAAGAAGAGAAAAAAGUACAAUCGCACUACCACCCCGCGCCCAUAUUUUCUGGAUUUGCCAUCUUUGGUGCGGUGGACGGGGGAGCUCCGAUUUUGCGCGCGGCCUCAUAGUUGUGCUUUUUGGACACGACUUUUGUAGCAAAGCAAGAGGAGCAACGCCGAGAAACUGGAGCAGCUCGGCGACAAGGGAGGAAGAGCAACGCAGAAAAGAGUCUGCAAUCUUUUUUUUUUCGACUUACACGAACUCGCCAGUCGGGCGCCCGACUGGCGAGUUCGUGUAAGUCCAAAAUCGACUGACACUAACUCGGCAGAUCCCCCCAUCCGAAUUGUAGUGCCGUCGCGUUUCACGUCGAAAACCGACGGUGCGCUGGAUCGCCGAAAACUCCCUUCCACAACACAAAUUUUCGAACCUUUCUGGGGGCUAAAACAAAUUCCCUCUGCUACGGCCGUGUUUCUUCAGGUGGUCAUGGAAAAAUUUUCACGCGCUGCGCGCACGGAAAUGCCCUCUGCGCCGUGUGCCCCCACGCGUCAAAAGAGAAAAAUCGCUCGCGCGCCGCGCGCGAACAACUUCAAACCAUACCAGAUUUCGCCGUGCAAGAAUUACGUCUGUCACGUUCAAAAAAGUAAGAGACUAAGAAGCCGCGCUCAAAAUCAAAUUUGGCCAGUCGAAGCAUUUUGGAUUUUUGAAGUCCGAUUUUGGAUCGGAGUAAAUCGCUGAGGUUUUGCGACGACCGGAUGACCGACCGCACCUACCCCCCCCUUCUCGGUAUCGAGAAGGGGGUCGAUUAAUCGUACGGGCUCUAAUCAAUUCAGCAACGCAAAUUUCUCUGCAUGGGAGAGAAAACUAAUGCAGAGAUCCUACGGGAAAACACUUAUGACAGAACGAGGUUCCUAUGCAUAUCCGGCAUGACAGAGCUUGUCUGUCUUGCUUGGCCUGCAGCACAAUGUGUAACUGUAACACUUUUUUCUUGCGAUAUCCUCCUCGUUCCUGCAGCGCGCUUUAGUCAAGGUCGAGGGGAUGAAGGCCCGGGGGGUCCGAAACUUGCGACAAUAUGGAUUGCAAAUAUGUCUGGGUCUGGAAACUUGGAACUUGUAAUGCUGUCUUUGGAUUCAAAAAAAAUCUGUAUUGCAUGACCAGCAACAGGAGUCCAGUUUGUGUUACGCGGAGAGGGAAUUUCUCAUGCGGGAAGGCAUUAGUAGGAAGCCCUUUGAAAAUCUGUGCUACUAGAUCAUGCAUUACAGGCGUCAUGGAUCAUGCAGAAUCUACAUGACAAACCUGGCAGUCUUCCAGACCCAGACAUUUUUACAUUUGAUAGACAACCGCUGGACACGAUGACAGCGGCGGCGAACGGCCUUGCCGCGGUGGUAAAAAAGGAAAUCGAGGCGAAGGCGGCGGAAGGGGUCGCGGGGAUCCAGGCGCCGCCGCGCGCGGACCAGUUGAACAUCAAGAACCGAGUGGACUUCGACAAGCAAGGGGCGCGGUUCGUCACCUGCGACAAGCGGCUUUUCCCAAAUGGGAUUCGCACCUGGCAAAUCGCGAAAAAAACCACUACCUCGGAAACUGCCGAUGGAAAGUCAAAGUCUUCCUGGGUCUGCGAACCGAAGCCGGAGCACAAGAACCUGCGAACCGGAGAACCCAUGUCGAUAUGGGACUCUCAAUUGUUACAUUCUCAACUAUUACAUGAAUUUGUAAUGCAAGAAUAGCAAAAGUCAAAGGGGGACGAUUGCAGCUCUAGCAUUACAAAUUCCGCACAGAGUUCAAUGCUGUUUAGCUCUCCAGGAAUUUUUCAUGCGAAGUCGCUUCACCCUGUGGAUGUUGAUGUUGAUUUUGCAUGACAAGUCGUGUAACAGUUGAGAGUGUAACGUUUGAGAGCGCCAUAGCCGAACAAGCUCGAGUACGGCACGUGCCCGUACUACGUAUGAACUGCAAAAGUAUCGUACUCGUAUAAAUGCAUGACAAAUUCCCUCAGCAAGAGAAAGAAAAUUUGUAAUGCGGAUUUACCUUGAGAAAAAAACUUGUAAUGCGUGACUGCAAUUAGUACAAGCGCGAUACUUUUGCAUUGCAUACUACGCCGUGUACGGCGACGAUGUGCACGAAGACAAACACAUAUGACAGUGCACAACUCCACCCCCUCCCCCUCAAUUUGUCAUGCAAAAUACCCAAUUCAGCUGCUGCCUCGUAGCACUGUUCGCAUGACAAAUAAUUCUGGAACCCAGAACAGCACUACAACCCGUGCAUAAACUUGUCAUGUACAGCGUACACGUGUGCUGUUGCUUGUAUUGCUGUUGAUGCUAUACAAUGAGGUGGAGGGGGAGUUGUGCACUCUCAUAACACAACCGGAUUCAACACGAACUGCUUUCCCAGUCCGGCGGGGGUUCCCGGAAGUACCUGAAAGUCUGCAUCCGCGAGGGGGCCUUCGGGACGAAACCAACGGAGAGUAAGGAAACCGACCCGAACUUAUCCACAGUGAAUUUCCCGUACCCGUACAAAUGCGGUCUCUGCAUGACAAAACUGGGCUUCGAUCCUAGUUUAGCAUGACAAGUUUUACACUCCAAAUUGGUGAAAUUUGUGAUGCAUCCUGUACAUGUACGGGAAAUUUGUAUUGCAUAGAACUGCGACAAAAACUACUAUGUGACGUUUUUCCAGGAGGAUCUGCAGGUGCUCGAGGGCUUGCACGAGAAGGAAGACGGGUCGCAGGGGGAGAAAUCCGUCGUCGUGCGGCAGAUGAAGAACAAGAUCGAGUUGCACCUAGACGCCGAAGAGCAGUGCGAGAUGCUGGAGACCGAUUUGGUCGCGGACCACGCGUGAGGUCUUAUUGCAGUGGAGGUUCUGGUCGUGUGGACCACUAGGAUGUUCAUCUGGAGGUUAAAAAAAACGUACGGGAAGACGUUUCGGUUAGUAGUGUGCAUUGAUUUUGAUUUUUAUAAUUUUCAUAUAGGUGUUUAUCUUUAUACCUUAGAAGUUAGUACAGCUGCAGGUGCAGCAGAGGAAGUUAUUUCGUUAUUUUUACUCUCAUUCUUCGUAUGAAUCUGAAGCACCUCUGAUUGAUUACAACACUCGCAGAGCAAAUCUUCGUCACAAGUCUACUCAACUUUGCGUUUCCGAUUUUUGAUCAAUAAUUUAUUUUACAUGCAUCGCAUACGCAUUCAUUGCACUGUCUGAACUGAGAAGUUUUACGUUCUAAUUUGCAACUUCGUUCGUUUACCGUCUGUACAAAAGAUUUGAAAAAAUUCUCUUUUUUACUUAGUUACACCGACACCAACCUGAUCAUUUGCUAUUUAUUCCCAACGGUGAAGUAAGUUCGAAUGAGUUAUUGGAUGGUAUCCCCACCAGUACCACCACCAACUUCCACGCAAGUAGUUCGUCACGAAUUUUCUACCACGGAAGAAGACUCAAUUUGUACAUAUUUGGGCACUUGAUGUAGUACGACGAGACAGGCUGAAAAAUGUUUUUUUCGGCCGGUCGU